This is a messenger RNA of Uranotaenia lowii, 753 nucleotides long. RefSeq names its product DNA-directed RNA polymerase II subunit RPB7 (gene Rpb7). The coding region runs from base 124 to 645 and encodes 173 amino acids. The transcript is spliced from 3 exons. Gene Ontology annotation, cellular component: RNA polymerase II, core complex; P-body. Gene Ontology annotation, biological process: transcription initiation at RNA polymerase II promoter; DNA-templated transcription; positive regulation of translational initiation. Gene Ontology annotation, molecular function: translation initiation factor binding; single-stranded RNA binding; single-stranded DNA binding. The record is from RefSeq and is a predicted model, not a curated record. Lineage: Eukaryota; Metazoa; Arthropoda; Insecta; Diptera; Culicidae.
UGCUUGUAAACAUUUGAGAGAAUAUCGGCUUGCAAAGCAUUUUGCCUCCGUUGCGCGGCUUUCCGAAGUUUAUCGGCCAAAAAACCGGAGUUCUAGAAUCUGAUUGACUAUUCUCAGGAAACAAUGUUUUAUCACAUUUCAUUAGAACAUGAAAUUUUGCUGCACCCGCGGUACUUCGGACCUCAGCUGAUGGAAACGGUUAAACAGAAGCUGUACACGGAAGUGGAAGGCACCUGUACCGGCAAGUAUGGUUUCGUGAUAGCGGUCACAACGAUAGAUGACAUCGGUUCCGGUGUUAUACUUCCGGGCCAAGGAUUCGUGGUGUAUCCGGUCAAAUACAAGGCCAUCGUGUUUCGACCGUUCAAGGGCGAAGUGCUGGAUGCCGUCGUAACGCAGGUCAACAAAGUAGGCAUGUUUGCCGAAAUCGGGCCGCUGUCCUGCUUCAUCUCGCACCACUCCAUUCCGGCCGAUGUUCAGUUCUGUCCCACAGCCAACCCUCCGUGCUACCGCUCCAAGGACGAAGAAAUAGUCAUCGCGCUGGAGGAUAAGAUUCGGCUCAAAAUAGUUGGAACGAGGGUGGAUGCAACGGGCAUUUUCGCUAUCGGAACUCUUAUGGAUGAUUUCCUGGGUCUAGCCGGUAGCUAGAUUGUAUUUUUGAGCGAAAAAAAAAACUAUUUUUAACAUAAUUUUUUUAAAUCAUGAUUAUGAGACCAUUGCUUUAGGCGGAAAUACAUAACGCUUGAAGCAAAAUUA